Messenger RNA from Chlorocebus sabaeus (green monkey), 1341 nucleotides. The record is from RefSeq and is a predicted model, not a curated record. NCBI's taxonomy places the organism in Eukaryota, Metazoa, Chordata, Mammalia, Primates, Cercopithecidae.
AUGCGGGAGAUCGUGCUCACGCAGGCCGCAGUGCGGGAUCCCAGGAUCGGCGCCAAGUUCUGGGAGGUGAUCUCAGACGAACACGCCAUCGACUCCGCUGGCACCUACCGGGACAGCCGCCUGCAGCUGGAGCGCAUCGAUGUGCAUUACAACGAGGCCUGCGGUGGCAGCGUGCCUCGCGCUGUGCUGGUGGAUCUGGAGCCGGGCACCCGGACUCCAGCGCCGGAGCCCUUCGGGCAGAUCUUCAGGCCGGACAACUUCAUCUUCUUGUGAGCUGUGGUGGGGGGAGGACUGGGAGUAAUGGAAAACAACUGGGCCAGGGGGCACUACACGGAAGGCGCGGAGCUGAUGGAGUCAGUGAUGGACGUUGUCAGAAAGGAGGCUGAGAGCGACUGCCUGCAGGGUUUCCAGCCGACUCACUCCCUGGGUGGGGGGACGGGGUCUGGGAUGGGUACCCUUCUGCUCAGUAAGAUCCGGGAGGAGUACCCAGACAGGAUCAUAAACACAUUCAGCAUCCUGCCCUCGCCCAAGGUGUCAGACACGGUGGUGGAGCCUUGCUAACGCCUACCCUCUCCGUCCACCAGCUCACAGGAAAAUGCAGACGAGACCUUCUGUAUAGACAGGCCGCUAUACGACAUCUGUUCCAGGACCCUGAAACUGCCCACGCCUACCUACGGUGACCUGAAUCACCUGGUGUCUGCUACCAUGAGCGGGGCCACCACGUUGCUUGCGCUCCUGCGCCAGCUGAAUGCUGACCUUAUGAAGCUGGCCGUGAACAUGGUCCCGCUUCGGCUGCACUUCUUCAUGCCCGGCUUUGCCCCCUGACUAGCCGCAGCCAGGCAGUACCGGGCCCUGACGGGUUUACACAGCAGAUGCUCUGACGCCAGGAAUAUGAUGGUCGGGGCUGCAGACUCCCGCCAUGGCCGCUACCCAACGGCGCUGCCAUUUUUCAGGGGUCGCAUGCCCAUGAGGGAGGUGGAUGAACAAAUGUUCAACAUUCAAAAUAAGAACAGCAGCUACUUCGUCAUUGACUGGCUCCCCCACAACGUCACAGUCACAGACAUCCCGCCCCGGGGGCUAAAAAUGUCAGCCACCUUCAUUGGGAACAACACGGCCAUCCAGGAGCUCUUCCUUCUGCGUGUCUCAGAGCAGCUGAGCAAUGUUCUCGCGCAAGGCCUCUCCAUUGGUAUACCUCGGCGAGGGAUGGAUGAGAUGGAAUUCACUGAGGCGGAGAGCAACACAUGAAUGACCUGGGUUUCUGAGUAUCAUUGGCAUCAGGAUGCUGUUGCUGAGGAGGAGGAGUUUGAGGAAUAUGCUGAGGAGGAGGAGGAGGAGGCCUAG